CUUCCCUCCUAGAAUCAAAACCCUCUGUAAAACCCUAGAUUUAGCGCAAUGGCGAUAGGCGCAGCGCUCUCAGAUCCUCCCAAGAUUCACAGAUUCCCACAAUCCAACUACAUAGACUCCGUCCGGUGGCUUCCCCCAGUCUCCGCCUUGGACCGCUUGGCCGUGGUCGCGGUUUUCGACUCCGAUUCCGACUCACCCUCCGUAGAAAUCCACUCAUACACCCAAGACCCAUCGCCCAAUCUCACCCCUCGGGCGAAAUGGGACCCGCCGUCGCGAGUGUCCUCUCUGACGGCCUCGCCAUUCAGCCGCAGAUCCCUAGUGGCCGCCGCGACGCUCUCGGGGUCGCUUCACGUGCUGCUCACCGACGCGGUGGACCCUUGGUCGUUCGAGUCGGAGCUUUCGGUGGCGGAGAAGGCGUUGCAUGACGGAAGCGUUUCAUGUGUGGAUGUGAUGGAUGACGGGGCGGAGUGUGUCACUGUUGGGGGAGAUGGGAGGGUCAAUUUGGUCAGUGUAGGGGAGGCUGAGCUGAGGUGCAGGAGGAUUUUCGAUAGCAGUGGGCUGGUUUCGUUUACUUCGGCGAAAUGGGCUUCGCCGAGUGAGUUUGCUACUGGAGGGUUGGGGUUCAGUCUGCAGUGGUGGGAUCAGAGAAAGCCUGGCGGGGCGGUUUCUCAGUUCAAGGGUGACUGGAACCAAAGAAAAUCUUCCGGGAUUGUACAUUCAAUUGAUAUUCAUCCAUCAAGAAAGCACACUUGUCUGGCAGGAGGCUCUUUAGGUACUGUAUUUGCAUGGGAUCUUAGAUGGCCACAACAGCCACUAUUACUCUCUGGCGUUGGGUCAGGUGAAUCAACCUACUCCCCAUGUGAAAGUGAGGUUUGGGAGGUUCAGUAUGACCCCUAUAUAAAAUCUACGAACGUAGGAAAUGGUACUUCACGUAUUUUACCUACUAUGAUAUGUUCUGAGGAUGGAAUUCUUGCUGUCGUUGAACAGGGUGAGGAACCCAUUGAGCUGUCGGCAGAACCUUGUGCAAUCAACAGUUUUGACAUAGACCAGCAAUAUCCUUCUGAUGUGAUAUACAGCCUGGAGUGGGAAUCUAUAGCCAUCUUGACAAGGUCAUGAGAUCAAGGAAUGGACAUGAAGAUUCACGGUUCAAUUUGGAAUCUUGUUCUUUUUUCUGAAGCUAGCAAUCAAACAAUGGAUCCCUACACAUCCAUUUGGUGCUGAAGUUAAAACUAAUGUACAAACCGAGUUACUAAAGUUUCUGCUGUAACAGGAUAAUGGCUACACAAGUGUUUAAAGCACCAUUUCUAGUCUGCUAUAACAUCAAUCAGAGAUUCAGUGUUAAUGUGCCCAAUCCCAUGUAA
Molecule: messenger RNA, 1361 nt
Organism: Argentina anserina (silverweed cinquefoil)
Lineage: Eukaryota; Viridiplantae; Streptophyta; Magnoliopsida; Rosales; Rosaceae
Product: nuclear pore complex protein NUP43
Exons: 5
Coding region: 49-1116 (355 amino acids)
Cellular component (GO): nuclear pore outer ring
Molecular function (GO): protein binding
Source: RefSeq, a predicted model, not a curated record